Molecule: messenger RNA, 4849 nt
Organism: Bombus pyrosoma
Lineage: Eukaryota; Metazoa; Arthropoda; Insecta; Hymenoptera; Apidae
Product: trichohyalin-like
Exons: 29
Coding region: 341-4522 (1393 amino acids)
Source: RefSeq, a predicted model, not a curated record
GAUCGUCGCAACUACCUAGAGAACAAAAAUAAGGAAAAAGAAGAAAUCAGUGCGUCAGUGAAAAACGUCGAAACAUGUAAACGAACCGUGAAUGUUAAAAAAUAGUGGAACGCUUUGAACAAGUGCACUCGUUACGCCUAGUGAUCGGUUACAAGAUUACAAUUAUACUUAUGUUGUUCGUUUAUUAUAUUCGUUUAAUAUGAGAUUAGAGGGUUUCCUCAUAUUUUGUAUCCUCGAAAUGAAAGAUGUGCUCGCGAAAAAUGCGCUCGAGCAUUUUUAACGACGCCUAGGACAAAUUUAAUCAUACCCGCCUGCUGCAUUUGGGUGAACAUCGAUCAAAAUGCACCACAUGUAUUCCUCAAAGAAAGGAGAUCCUCUCUGUCCACUUGGUUUUCAUCCGCAAGUGCGAUGGCCAACCCGUUGCAAAAGAUGCUUCAGAGAUUACAAGGAGCACGGAGGCAAGAAAGACAGCUUGAAGGAUAUCACAGCGUCGUCACCUAGUUUAUCAUACGAGCAAUCGUCAGGCCGAUCUGCCGAGAAUGGAAAACGUGGUUGGUCUUCAGCGACAAAUUUGGCAAAGGAUGACUUUAGAGCAAGCACAGAGUCAUCGUGCGCAGCAGCUGGUUGGACUUCGCUCAUGGAUCUUUCUGCUAUCGACAACGAAGAGAGAUUGGAAGAUAGGAGGCCAACUAAGUUACAAAUUAAGGAGGUUAUAGAUAACAGCAAUGAGAGCGCUUCAGAAAAUGACGUCGAGUUCAUAAUCCAGGUGAAGAAGUCGAAGACUGGUUCUUCGAAAAGCAGCGAAAAAAAUGGAGAACGACGAAUGGCAAGCGAAGAAUGGACGGAAAAAAGCGAGGUAGAACAGUUAAGGCUACAAGUAAGAGAACUGCAAGCACGAUGCGAGAGGGCGGAAAAGGAGAAGAGCGAGAUCCUGAUGAGGCGAUUAGCAACUAUGGAAACCAUAUCGAGUAAAGCUGCACCGAAUGAAGUACAGAAAUUACAGAAGAAGAAUGAAGCGCUCACGCAAGAAAAGAACAGUUUAUUGACCAAGAUAAGAGAUCUGGAGAAAGAAGUGAACUCGAAAACGUUUAGAGGAGAACGAGACCGGGAAAAGGAUGAGCUACGUUCGAAAUUGAAGGCAGCAGAGAAUUUAUGCGAGAGUCUGAUGGACGACAACGAAGAUAUGAAGAAAGAGAUACGGCAAUUGGAGGAAGAGAUAUACGAACUACAAGAUACGUUUAGGGAUGAGCAAGCGGACGAGCACGUUCGUUUACGAAAAAGUUUGGAACAGUCGAAUAAGAAUUGUCGAAUCUUGUCGUUUAAACUGAGGAAAGUUGAACGGAAGGUGGAAGAACUAGAAACUGAGAAAGCUACUCUGGAAAAGAAAUACGAAGAGGUGAAGAAAGUUGAAGAAACGUUGCAAAAGGUUAAAGGAGAAUUUCAAAGCAGGCCUCUGAAAAAGGCGACUGAAUUUACAACUAAAGUACAAUUGAAGAAGAUGGUGGAAGAAAUGGAAAAAGAAAUAGGAGAUAUGAUGACUGUCUUCACGAAUAUUUCUGAUGGCAAAGAGGUGAACAUUCAGGACAUGAAAAUCAAGGAUAACCACGGGAAAUACGACAAACUCUUAAAGGAGCAUGAAUUACUUAAGGAAAAGCUCGAUUCUGUUAUGAAAGAGUUGUUAGAUGAGAAAGAAAAGAAGAAAUUCAGUACUAAAGUCGAGGAAAAAAAUAUGGAUUUGCAAAACAUAAAAAAGAAAUUGGAGGAGGCAGUAACAUUGAGAGAAAAUGAAAGAAAGACAUGGGACCAAGAGAAGACAGCACUGCUCGAGGAGAAAGAGAAGCUAAAAUCGAAGCUUCUCUCUUUAUCCGCGGAGAAACUUAAAGUGUAUAACGAAACUGUACAAUUGAAAAAGGAUCUAGAAACAGUUAAGACAUCAGAGAACGAAGGUGCAAAGUUGGAGAAAACGAUAAACGAUUUGAAGAAAGAAUUGCUUAUGGAAAAAGAUAAAUCGAAGAAGCUACAAGAUGAUUUGUCAGGAUAUACGGAACGGGAAUCGAAAAUGAAACAAUCAAUGACAUCAGCUGAACAAACAAAGACUAAGCUCGAUACUGAGUUAAAACGCUUGAAGAAGGAAUUAGAAAACACAAAAACCUCCAAUUCCACGAAAAUAAAUGAUCUGACUAGGGAGGUUUCGGAAUUAAAGAAAGAAAAGGAAAAAUUGUUAUCUCAAGUCGACCAAGAGAAAGAAUCAAAGGAGAGUGAAGUAGCUACCUUGAAAAAGAAGAUCAGUGCAUUGGAGAAAACAGGAUUGAACACGAAACGAAUGAAUGAAUUGAGGCAGACAUACAAUGAAAAGAUUCUGAUGGCCUAUAUUUUAGAUUUGGAGAACGAACUCAAGAAAGGACAACUGGAAUAUGAUAAUUUGAAUGACAAAUACAAGGAAUUGACGAAUUUGAAAAAGCAAUUCGAUUUGGAUAAUGAGUCGCUUAAUAGCAAAUUACGAGAACAAAAUAUAGAGCUGAUAGGUAUUCGUAGAGAAUUGGAAUCAAUGCGACAGUCAAUGAAAAUGAAAGAAAGCGAAUGGCGAUCAGAGAGAUCAGCUCUAGAAAAUCGUAUACGAGAGAGUGAGCUGCCAAACAAAGCAUUGAUAACAGAUUUGAAUAAUGACAUAAGCAAUUUGAAAAAAGAAAACAAUACAUUAGUAACGCGAUUAGAAGAUUUAAGAAAAGCGAACGACGACCUUUCUGACAAACUAAAGGACUAUGAAGCAGUAUCAAAGAUCCAUCAAGCUCUUACACCAGACACAACAGCUUUGGAGUCGGAGAUACGAAAAUUGAAAAACGCCCUUGAAAACAUGGAGAAAGCGAAGAAAGCUGAUUUAGCUCAAUGUAAAAUGCGUUAUGAGCAUAGAAUCACUGCUAUCAACGAUGAAAUUCAAGCUAUUCAAAAUCAAUUGUCUAGGUACAAACGCGAGCGUGAUACAUAUAAACAUAUGUUAGAAGGUGCUCAAAAAACUAUCGCAGAAUUAAAGUCUGCUAGAGGUAGACAGUCGAACGCAUCUUCUGGGAAAUCUGACGAGGAAGAGGAAAUAUCUGGUGCCAGUAAAUUGGUUCUAGAAACGCAGAUUAAUAGCUUGGAAGACGAGCUUUCUGAAGCGAGAUUAGAAGCAUCCAGAUUGAAAGCUGAAUUGGUAUCCGAAAAGUCAGCGAGUCAUGUUAAAGUAUCUGAACUGCAGUCGCGAAUUAACGAGCUCGAAGAAGAAAAAGUGCUCACUAGUGGUAGAACGAAGAUUCCAGGACUGAAAGUUCGCAUGGAGUUAGCGUGGCAAAAAGAAAGAGAAGAGCAUCAGAGAUUAUUGCAAGAGACCGCUACACUGGCGAGGGAUUUGCGACAAACUCUAUUCGAAAUUGAAAGAGAACGUUCCAAGGAAAGGCUGGAGAAUAAGAGACGGCAAGAUCAAUUGAAAAAGGUGUACGACGAAGAGAAAGAAGAAAGCAAGAAGAAAUUGUUAGAGUUACAAUGCGAUUUGCUCGAAUUAAGGGACGCUCACGCAAAAUUAAGGACCAGUAACGAGAAAAUGAGACGCGAAAAGGAACGUCACGAGAAGGAGAGAGAAGAGCUCAAAGAUGUAAUAAUGAAGAAAUGUAAACAAGAACAGGUUGAAUUGCGAAAUCUGAAUGUAUUGAUGCAACAGGUCAAUGACUUGAUGAAACUUUUCCCCGAAUUGAACGGUAUAGCAGAAAAUGGAACUUCAAAUACUUAUACACCGACUCCACCAAGACGAUUAAAGGGACCAAAAUCGAGGGAAUCAUCACCACUGUCGGAUUCGAGAAGCGAUAUAAGAGGUUCAAAUUCUCAAUUUGUUGAGAGAACAGAAAAAUUAGAGUAUACCGUUAAAAAAUUAAUGGAUGUGGCAAAAGAACUGAAAGAAUCGAAGAAAUCUACGGACGAAGUAAAUACAACACGAUUGAAGAAACUUGGCAAAAGGUCAACAUCCGUGGAAAGUGACCCGGGGAAAGGUAUAACAACAUCUCGUUCGAAACCACGUUUGAAGAGAAAGAGUUUAUCUUUAGAACAGACAUCGGCACGAAAUGAAGAAUCACGCAUUUGGGGCACUGAUAGCAACAUGUCCAGUUUGCAAUCAUUAGAAAGUUCAGAUGCUGAAGGACGAGCACAAAGUUUGCAGAGAGAUUCCAGUGUUGACAGUCGCUUCUCUACUGGUUCUACUAAAAGCGAAAUGUUAGAGCGAGAAAAAAAGCAUAGUAAAGGUAUAAUAAAAAAGAUUACAACUAAAUUGACUAAAUCAGCCAGUGUGGAUGAUCCAAAUAUUUCUAUGGACCUUUCUCUUCAAACAUCAGAAUCUGAAACAAGCAUCAAUGAGAAGACUGAAAAGAAAAAUCUAAAGAAAAAAUUAACAGACAUGUUCAAAAGAGGAUCAAGAAGCGGCAGUGUAGAGAAGAAGAUAAGUUCUACGAAUCAUAGUAGGCCAACAUCGAGAAACUCCACAACAUCGAACAAAUAAUACGAUUAUAAAUUCCGAGGAAAGUAUGUCAUUAUAGAUAUUACACUAUUAUUCAAUUGUAAUGACAACAAAUAAUUCUGAACACCGAAUAAUACAGAAAUAAGGGUUUGCUCACUUGUGUGUAUUAGAACAUAUACAAAAAAAGUACACAACAAAAGGAUGUACAUAUAUGUAUUCAUGUAUGUAUAUAUCGACAUCCCUUUACUCUCUUAAUAUCAGAUUUGCACAAGCAUUUUCAAAUAUUUCAUUAAAUAUAUACAAGGCAUCAUACUAUGAUGCAAAUAAAAUGAAAUGUACAAUAAAUAAUCAACGGAUAUAUUUGCUCCA